Molecule: messenger RNA, 1686 nt
Organism: Planococcus citri (citrus mealybug)
Lineage: Eukaryota; Metazoa; Arthropoda; Insecta; Hemiptera; Pseudococcidae
Gene: Rab39
Product: RAS oncogene family member Rab39
Exons: 4
Coding region: 606-1262 (218 amino acids)
Biological process (GO): vesicle-mediated transport
Cellular component (GO): Golgi apparatus
Molecular function (GO): GTPase activity; GTP binding
Source: RefSeq, a predicted model, not a curated record
UGUAAAUAAAUAACGAAAAGAAUCUAACAGGAAUUCGGGUCAAAUAGAAAUCAUACAAUUUCUCGGUUUGUUGGAGUGUAAAGCAGCGUAAAUUCAUCGUUAACUCGCUCAAGAGAGUCGCUUUUCUAAUGAAAAAUUCACCUGUCACCUGAGUCGUCAAAUGUUACAGACAAAGAUGACCUUGAGUACACGUAUUCCGUCCCCCCAGCAGCUGUUUUGAUUCAUUUUGUUACAUUUUUAAUUCAUUCUUGGUUUCGUUUCGCCUUGUUUUUUACUCGAAUUUCACUAAUUAUUAAUCACGUGAAUUGACUGAAUACUGUUUUCCAAUCGAAAGCAUUCGUUUUUGCUCAUUCCGUCGAAGAAUUCUCGUUCUUGUCGUAGGUUAUCGGUUUAUCACGCAGUUGCUUGUUAUUAUACGCGUAUAGACAAAGAUAAUUUUAAAUUACGUAUUUAACUCAAAUCUCAUUCGUUAACCGUUGAAAGUGUGUAGAUUGGUGGUACUGCGUAGUGGAAUUCUCGCAACGAACCAAGACCAAAAGUUCGUUCCAAUUGUGUAUUGUUUGAUGAUGGUAACGUGAUAAAUUCUCAAGAAAAAGGUAAACACAAUGGUCGAGCCAUUUUUUGAUUAUCAAUUUCGAUUGAUUCUUAUCGGAGAUAGCACCGUAGGCAAAAGUUCGCUGUUGAAGUAUUUCACAGAUGGAAAAUUCGCCGAAGUUUCAGAUCCUACUGUGGGUGUCGAUUUCUUCGCCAGAUUUAUCGAAAUCAAAGGAGGUAAACGAAUAAAACUGCAGCUAUGGGAUACAGCUGGUCAAGAAAGAUUCAGGUCAAUUACAAAAUCAUACUAUCGUAACUCUGUCGGCGCUCUUCUAGUGUACGAUAUAUGUAACCGAGCAAGCUUCGAACAUAUUCCACGAUGGAUGAUGGAAGCCAGACGUCACAUUGAACCACAUCAACCAGUUUUCGUAUUGGUCGGUUGUAAAUUAGAUUUAGCUCAAACUGGAGCCCGAGUUAUAAGUACAGAAGAAGCUAAAGCCUUCGCUGAACAAAACGAUAUGUAUACAUGUGAAACAUCCGCUAAAACAGGACUCCACGUCGAAGAGGCAUUUACAGCGAUAACCGAAGAAAUCUACAAUCGUAUCCAAACAGGCGAAUAUAAAAUCGAAGAUGGAUGGGAUGGAAUUAAAGCUGGAUUCUCUCGACCUGGCAAUAAUCUAGAUUUUAAUUUAGCCGAAGCCGAACCAGCCAAAUCUCCUUGUUGCUGAUGGAAAUUCCCCGAGACCCGAGUUCAUUAUAGUUUUCUUUAAUAACGAUGCGCUUGUAAUGUGUUUUUAAGUGAAUGCUUUCCAAUUUUUAUAAGAAUUUUUUCUAGGAUACGUACCCUACGUUGUUCCGCAUGUACUUAUAUUAUUAUUAUUUUGGUGUUGUAUUCAAUUGUGUUAUUCAAGGACUGCUUCGAUUGGAGUGAUAUGCUGACAGGUCGUUCUGAUCGCAGACCUUUCAAUAUAUUUGUUAUAUUUGUAAUUGUGUUAACAUUUUAUAUAAUGGCUGAAUUUUUACUAUACGAGAAUAGAAUUUUUACAGAACCUUAAGAUAGUGAACAAAUUAGCUCAACUUAGCCUGUUUUUUUUUUCUAUUCACCUUUCAUGUACCUACUAUUUUUAAGCAAUUAAAACUCUUUAUUUUCUC